CUCGUUGAAACAAAGAGUCGUAGACCAACCCACUGCAAGUUCAGUCCUGCCCUCCUCUAUUCCCACAGCACAGUCGCGUGUGGCUGUAGUGCGCUGUGAUCGCAGAGCCUGCGUCCUCUCCUCCUGCCGAGGGAUCAUUUCAAACUCUUACUGGAUAUUUAAACGUUUUUAAGGUUCGCUAUCAUCGCCUCCUAGUGCGCACCCCAAGCAUUGAAAAUUUAGAUUUUUGGAGGAAACUUUGUCAUACCACAGGAAAUCCUAAGUGAUAGCAUCAAAGGAAGGCUUUCCACCCUGCAUAUUUAAGUUCCGAAAGAAGAAACAAUGCUCAGGUGGAGGACUGUAUGACACCUCAUCUGUGGAUCUAACCUAAAGUCAGAAAAGGCAAAGGAAAAAAAAAAAUCUCGGGGAAACACAGAAACGUGCUGCCUGUGUUGCUGUAGCCCCAUCUUUUACCCCAAGGCCUACCUCUGCAACUAUGUCUGUGAUGUUUAGUGAGUACCAGAGCGACACCGUCAUCAAAGACCACUACAAUUACACGGGCAAGCUUUCCAGUGACAAGUACACAGAAGGACUCAAACCCGAGGCCAUUGCGUUCCUGCUGGUCUGUCUGCUCAUUGUUGCAGAAAACGCUGUGGUGCUUCUGGCCAUAUGGAAGAACAAGAAGUUCCACGUUCCUAUGUACUACUUACUGGGCAAUCUGACUCUCUCUGACCUGCUCGCAGGCUUCACCUACAUGGUGAACAUCAUUACGUCUGGUGUCCACACAUUAAACAUGACACCUGUGAUGUAUUUCCUGCGUGAGGGUGGUGUGUUCAUCAUGCUGGCCGCCUCCGUCAUCAGCCUGCUGGCCAUCGCCAUCGAGCGCCAUGUCACCAUGGUGAGGAUGAAGCCGUACCAGGGCAAUAAACAGGGGCGCAUGUUCGCUCUGAUUGGAGCGAGCUGGGUGCUGUCUGUAUUCCUGGGUGUCCUGCCAGUCCUCGGCUGGAACUGCAUGGGUAAACUGGGCCAGUGCUCCACAGUCCUGCCGCUCUACGCCAAGAGUUACAUCCUCUUCUGCAUCACCAUCUUCAGCGCCAUCCUCAUGUCCAUUGUGGUCCUGUACAUCCGCAUCUUCCGCAUCGUCAAGGCCAACACUCAACGCCUCGCUUCGGUUCCGCACCGGAAAGGUCUUUACCGCAAGUCCCAGAAGUACAUGGCCCUGCUGAAGACAGUCACCAUAGUGCUGGGAGUCUUCAUCGCAUGCUGGCUGCCUCUCUUCAUCCUCCUCCUGAUGGACUUCUUCUGUCCAACCGGAAAGUGCAAGGUGCUCCAUAAGGCAGACUACUUCCUGGGCAUCGCUAUGAUCAACUCUCUUCUUAACCCCAUCAUCUACACCCUGACCAGCAAGGACAUGAGGAGGGCCAUCAUCAGGCUGCUCUGCCGACCCUGCCUCAUGACAGAAGACGGGCAGGUGAAGAAAAUCGGGAUGCCCUUCCUGGAUUGUAGCACCACUAAGACGCAGACGGAUGCAGCUUCACACAGGCUGGAGGGCCUGGACACGACAGUCUCCUCCGGUAACUUGACACCCUCGACGAUUAAAGCCAUUUAUCCUAGGAUAUCUAGGACAUGACACGGUGCCUCGCUCUUGAAUUAGCACUGACAGCAAGCACUCGGACUAAGAACUUUGCCUUUAGUGUGUGAUUCGAUUAACCCCUCUGAACUAAGAUGCAUUAUUGACUAUGCAACAGGAGUUGAAGUUUUGUGUUGUGCACUCUGACAUUGUUUCAGUUCUCAUCAAAAGAAUGUGCAACAUGUUUGUGGCGAUGUCCAAACAGGGAGAAAGACCUUUAUGGUUAAGCAUUCAGUGUAAAAAUAUAAACUUUAAUCUUCACAACUCAUAUAAAAGUGUGACUAACAGAAACAUCAGUGCCUUAAAUAGUAGCUUUAAGUUUCAUGUAGGAAAAGAACAACAACAAAAAACAGCAUUAGUUUUUUUUUUUCUUUGACUUAACAAGGCCAGUAUUCUGAUCAAGCACUUAUCAGACAAAUCAAAGAGUGUGUGCAGAUGUUUCACAUAAAUGCAUUUUGAUAGACUGAACCCAAAGCCAAAGCACGAGAUUAAUCCUUAUCUCUCCUCAGCCUGAGUAGCACAUAAUGAUAUGUUGUCAUAAAUGUGGAGCAUCCACACCCAGCAACGCUCCUGCCAAACCCAUGUAAUUUCUGCCAUAUGAGUUUCUGGUCAGCGGCGCUGCUCGCCAGAGGUCCCCCCCUCCUUUUCCUCUGCAAACAUCAUACGCUCAGCGGCCUAGAGAGGACGUCAUACAGAGGGGCUGAGCUGGGUGGUUCGCUGCUUUGGAGGUCCUUUUAACAUAUGUAGCGACACAUGAUGAAUGCCUAAAAGCAAUAAAAGCUGACAGCGGAGGCUUGUAGACGCCUUCUGGGUUUGACAGAGCAGUAUGUGGCAGUGAGAUGUUUUAGCUGUGGACUUUGAAGAAAGCUCGAGCUCGUUGUGUUUGAUGAAAUGGUGUAAACUUAUUUUCUCAGCAUUAACUGAUGCAGCACCAACAGUAGCGACCGAUCACAACCCAUCAGAGUGUGUGCAACCUGGUGAAUUAACUCUGUACUUAUUUUAAUACUGUACAUUAAUGAGAGUAAAAUAUAUAUUUACAGUUUUUUGUAUACUUUGUAAAUACUUCUAACCUACUUGUGUAGUAUUUUUUUGUAUAAUUGUCAUUUAAGUUAUGAUGGUUUUAUAAGUGCACUGAAUAAAAAUAUGUGAACGAUUUUUA
This is a messenger RNA of Oreochromis niloticus (Nile tilapia), 2768 nucleotides long. RefSeq names its product sphingosine-1-phosphate receptor 5a (gene s1pr5a). The coding region runs from base 476 to 1609 and encodes 377 amino acids. Gene Ontology annotation, biological process: G protein-coupled receptor signaling pathway. Gene Ontology annotation, cellular component: membrane. Lineage: Eukaryota; Metazoa; Chordata; Actinopteri; Cichliformes; Cichlidae. Gene Ontology annotation, molecular function: sphingosine-1-phosphate receptor activity. The transcript is spliced from 2 exons. The record is from RefSeq and is a predicted model, not a curated record.